UGUUAUCUUGUAUUUGCUAACAUUGGUCCUUCUAGUCCGAAAAUAGCGCAAGAGAUUCUGGUCCUCCUCGACUUCGAUGGCUCCGGGACUGUUAAGACGAAAGACCUCUGCGAGGCAUUUAAGGGAACAGGAUUGUCGGAGUCCGAGGUCACCGAAUUCAUUAGCAUAUAUGAUAAGGACGAAAAGGGAAAACUGAACCUCGAAGAGCUGACCGAUAUGCUAGACCGUGUGAAUCGAAAAACCAGUGGUGCGUCCAUGCGCGAACGAAACAUCCAAGAAGACGUUAAACUGUUUCUGCAGUCAAUUGACAAGGACGGGUCAGGCACCAUCGACGCCAAAGAGCUCCUUGAGGCCCUCCCAGGAUCCGGCAUCUGCGAGAGCGACGUCAAGGCCUUCAUAGCGGAACACGACACGGAUAACGACGGAAAGCUCAAUGCAGCCGAACUCAUGGAGUUUCUCACUAGCUGUGGUCUAUAA
Molecule: messenger RNA, 477 nt
Organism: Mesocestoides corti
Lineage: Eukaryota; Metazoa; Platyhelminthes; Cestoda; Cyclophyllidea; Mesocestoididae
Source: the annotation of a GenBank genome assembly